Ceratina calcarata is the source of this 1622-nucleotide messenger RNA. Its product is annotated as histone H3.3. Gene Ontology annotation, cellular component: nucleosome. The transcript has 3 exons. The record is from RefSeq and is a predicted model, not a curated record. Bases 546 to 956 code for a protein of 136 amino acids. Gene Ontology annotation, molecular function: DNA binding; protein heterodimerization activity; structural constituent of chromatin. NCBI's taxonomy places the organism in Eukaryota, Metazoa, Arthropoda, Insecta, Hymenoptera, Apidae.
UUUAACUUAUUUUCGUGAUCCGUGUCAAUUUUUUCUUAAACCGUAACGAUUCUUUUCACAUUCUAGCUGAUUUUCCUAAAUUCUACAUAGAUUCAAACUUCGUUGAUUUGCCUCGCAUAGUAUAGGCCGUGUUUACUCGUGUUCGUCACUUGGCCCCGUUCUGAGUUCUAUUGGGUAUAGGAAAUGGUGGGAAAUGGUAGUAACAAACAGUAACAGCAGCAGCAGCAGCAGCAGCAGUAGCAGUAGUUAUUUGAUCCAAUCGCAUUGCUCGCGCAACGAGUCUCUGCCUCUGCUACUAUCCGCGGUGGUAUCCGAUUGCACUGCAUCGCGAGCUUAGGCCGUUCGGGCGAUUUAAUUUUUAAGGGGUAGGGACAAGGAAAUCGUGUUCGUGUUGUGUUCGUGUUCGUGUUCGUGUUCGUGACUCAGAGUGAGCGUCCACUGCCAUCGAACUAGUAACUACACGAAGGAGGAGUAAGGUGGAGACGGAUAGUGCUUGUUGGCUCUCGCUUCCCGUACAAUUUUUCGGUGGAAAAGUAGUGUGAACAAUGGCACGUACCAAGCAGACGGCUCGUAAAUCGACGGGAGGCAAGGCGCCUCGUAAACAGCUAGCCACAAAGGCAGCGCGUAAGAGUGCCCCAUCCACUGGUGGCGUGAAAAAACCACACAGAUACAGGCCUGGUACAGUCGCUCUCCGAGAAAUUAGGAGAUACCAGAAAUCAACCGAGUUGUUGAUCAGAAAGUUACCUUUCCAAAGAUUGGUACGUGAAAUCGCGCAGGACUUCAAAACUGACCUGCGUUUCCAAAGCGCAGCCAUUGGAGCUUUGCAGGAAGCUUCGGAAGCCUAUCUGGUCGGUCUUUUCGAGGACACAAACUUGUGCGCCAUCCACGCGAAACGCGUGACGAUCAUGCCCAAGGAUAUCCAGCUUGCCCGACGAAUCCGUGGAGAACGCGCUUAAAUACCAUGUAACUCCCAUUUCCAUUUCCCACUAUUAUUAUUAUUAUUAUUAUUACUAUUAUUACUAUUCUUACUACGUUUACUAGAAUUGUCAUUUAUAAAGAUCGUGGAUGAAAAAAUCGUUUCAUUCCAAUCUGUGUGUUGCAUCGUACUGUUCGCAACAAAUAUUACGGUACAAUAUCAUCGUCAAUUGCUGUUCUGUAGGGUACGGAAGUUGGACGGAAAGUUUAAGUUUCGAGUUAAUAUUUCUAAUAUAAUGUGUCGUGAAAGAGAAUCAAUCAACUCCUUUCCACACCGUUUUCAUCUUUCUUACUUUUUUGACUUCAAGAGAAAAACGGAAUCGAAAUGUGAAGGAUCAUAAAAAUCAUUCUUCGAAAGAUUGAAGAACUUUAGUUUUUUUCCUCAACGUUAUGAUAUGUGAUAGACGUCGUUAUCCGCUGUUAUUGGUUCGAUGAUACUUGAUGAGGUAGCUGAAUGUGUGUUAGACAUUAAGGCAGCUUCUUCUUUAUAUUUAGGAAUUCGAUGUAGCCGCGUAUCAUUCACGAUAGAAUUAUUUUUAUUUCACGAAGACGGUUACACAAAGUAUCGUCGUCGAUCAGUAUCACAAGUAUUCAUCAUUCGUGUAAAGAUAAACGUUUCGUAAAUAAAUCUAAAUAAUACCAACUUA